Molecule: messenger RNA, 2216 nt
Organism: Solenopsis invicta (red fire ant)
Lineage: Eukaryota; Metazoa; Arthropoda; Insecta; Hymenoptera; Formicidae
Product: protein O-glucosyltransferase 2
Exons: 8
Coding region: 393-1889 (498 amino acids)
Cellular component (GO): endomembrane system
Molecular function (GO): glucosyltransferase activity
Source: RefSeq, a predicted model, not a curated record
GGAUCUAUAUUUCAGUUUUUUCUUUUUUUUAGGGGUGGGGGAGUGAAGGUCGGAAUUAAUUUGUUCAUUUCCCGAAGUACUACUACUACCGGUGAUUUUCCGGACACCCUAUAAGAAACGCAGAACUUUAUAUAUGAUGUGCAAAAAUUUCUAGAAAAUAAUAAAAACAAACUUGAAUUGUAUAUUCUUAUAUUUGUACAUGAUGAUCUAUCAAGUAGAUAAAAAAACGUUUUUAAAUUUAAUGAAAAUUACGCUAGCCGAUUAUAAUCUACCGGAGAAUCUUCUCUUCUUCUAACCUAAAAUCACCGUGUCCGGCGACUCAUUCUUUUUCCUGUAGUAGCAGAGACAUCACACAAACCAAAAGCAGAGGAUUGUAUAUUGUUUAAAUAUUUAUGACAAGUAUGCGCCUGGCAAUAUUUUUAGUGCUGUUUAUUUGCGCGACAGCAAGAGAUGCCGAUGUAGAUCCAUUGAAAACAAUUAUUUGGGGCCCAGGACUGAAACCAGCAGAAGUUACCAUGCGUGCAAGAUACUUCUUCUUACAACUCGUCGAUUCGCAUGGGAGAAAUUUGACAAAGUCUCCAAAUGAGAAUAUAAUUACUCUACAAAUGUAUGGGGAAUCUUUCAAUGGUGCAUCAUGUCGCGUAUGGACUCAAAUCUUUGACUGUAAAGAUGGUAGUUUCAUUAUGCGUUACAAAGUUUUUAAUACCUGUUUCAAUGUUAAAAUUAAAGUGAAAAUCAAGGGAAAAGAGUUACCAAUGCCUUAUUCAGAGAUCAAAGGACCUAUUUAUGAGGAAGAAUGUUACUGUCCGAAUCCAUCAAUCACUAAUUGGUUGGAUCACUAUCAGUGUCAACAAAAUUACACUCAAAUACACCGUGAUCUCUAUCCAUUUUCAAAUAUUGACUUUGACGAAAUACGUCAAAGCAUUAUCAAAAGAUAUGAUCGACCGACCAGUGUCAGCAUUUGUCAUUACGUAUUGAAAUCUAAUAGAGUUUAUAGGCAAUGUUAUGGCCAAUAUGUUGGCUUCAAAAUAUUUAUGGACGCUAUACUGUUAUCACUCGCACGCAAAGUGAUGCUGCCAGAUAUUGAAUUCUUCGCGAAUUUGGGUGAUUGGCCGCUUGUUCCCGAUUCAGGCCCGCUUUACCCUAUUUUUUCAUGGUGCGGAUCUGAAAAUACAAAAGAUAUUGUUAUGCCUACGUACGACAUUACGGAAUCAUCUCUGGAGGCGAUGGGAAGGGUAAUGUUAGACACACUCUCCAUACAAGGUAAUGGACUGCCAUGGGAGAACAAGACUGAGCAAUUGUUUUGGCGUGGACGUGAUUCUAGAAGAGAACGCCUUGACUUAGUGGACAUUUCAAGAAAACACCCAGAACUCUUCAAUGUCUCCAUCACAAAUUUUUUCUUUUUUAGGGAUGAGAUAGAUAAAUAUGGACCUGCACAAAACCAUGUAUCAUUUUUUAAUUUUUUUGAGUACAAAUAUCUGUUGAAUAUUGAUGGCACAGUAGCGGCUUAUCGAUUCCCAUAUUUACUUGCUGGAGAUUCUUUGGUAUUUAAGCAAGAAUCCAAGUAUUAUGAAUUUUUUUACAAAGAUCUCACACCUGGAUUGCAUUAUGUGCCUGUGAAAAGCGAUCUAUCGGACCUUGUGGAAAAAAUCAUGUGGGCGAAGGAACAUGACGAGGAUGGAUUGAGAAUUGUUAAAUCUGCCAGACAAUUUGCCAGGGAUAAUUUAUUACCACGUGAUAUAUUAUGUUACUAUACAGUUUUGUUUCAUGAAUGGAGUAAACGCUUAAAGAGUAAAGUUGAAGUACUGAAUAACAUGGAAGAAGUACCACAACCUAGUCAUUCUUGUCAGUGUCAUUUUAGGAAUUCAAAUCUUCGAGUUGAGUUGUAGCUUUUAACAUUUUUUUUAACACUUUCUCUAUGAGAUCUAUUUAUGUAGUGAAGAUUGAACAGAUCCGCAUUUCCCAUACAAGUAUCGUCUGUCAUGCAUGCAUGAGAAUGCACAUCUGUUUACUAAGAUUUUGUAUCUAAUUGCUAAUGUCACAAAAAGAAAUAUGAGCUCGAACCUGAAAAACAGAUAAUUUUCAGUUUAAUAUUUAAUAAAUCUUCUCUUUUACAAUACUUGUACAACCUGUUAGUUAUUUUUAUAUAUAUUUUAAUCUUUUUUUUACUUAUUUAAUCUAAAAUCAUGUGUCGCGAAAAUUUUAAUAAGAUAUAU